Messenger RNA from Pseudoliparis swirei, 5972 nucleotides. RefSeq names its product FYVE, RhoGEF and PH domain containing 5a (gene fgd5a). Lineage: Eukaryota; Metazoa; Chordata; Actinopteri; Perciformes; Liparidae. Gene Ontology annotation, molecular function: guanyl-nucleotide exchange factor activity; metal ion binding. The record is from RefSeq and is a predicted model, not a curated record. Gene Ontology annotation, cellular component: cytoplasm.
CGGUCGCUUCCCGUGGAUGAUGAUGAACCACAAUGAACACAGAUUUUCAAAUCCGCUACAAGUCCCUCGACCGAAGGUUCGCAGUCACCUGACCAUCAGAGUGCAGUCCAAACUGAUGUCCAGGCCGUGUCCACCCCACGUCUGUGUUCCAAAUCCUCCCGUCGCCCCCAAGCCCAGACCCCCGUGUGAGCCACACGCACAAGGGGAGUCCUCCCCGCCGCCGAGCCUGAGUAACGGAGACCUGGCUCACUCUGAUGAAGAUCCUCGCGAAAUGGCCGCGGAGAACCUGGACGGAGAGGAGAGCGGCGAGGACGGGAUCAACGACGCCGGGGAGGAAACAGAAAAAGAAGCAGGUGUGUUGGAUAACGACGGCGACGGCGUCGGCUCCGAGGACACGGUCAGAGCCGAUGGCGGUUCUAAUGUCGAUUCCGAAAACACGGACAAUGACUUGACCCGGCCUGAAGGCGGUCAUCACGCUGAUGAUGAGACGUCUACAUCUACGCCUUCGCUUCAUCCUGCUGAAACGGGAGAGGAGGCGGAGGAGGAGGAGGAACCGAGUUUUAGUGAAAGAACUGACUCUUCAGGACAUGUAGAACAGCAUCUAGACCAACCGCGGUCCCUCAGUCAGGGGAGUAAGGACAAUGUCCCUGGACGUGAAGAAGCAGACAGGGAACACUGUUUACUCCCAGAUGAGACUGAUCUGGAAGUUGGAGGAUUUGCCUUUGGAUUCAGCGUGCUUCCAACCGUCACGGAGGAGUAUCCCUACGAUGUGAUUGGCCCCACAGAUGACGCUAGUGACACGUGUGAGCCGGCUGAAACAGGGGAAACGGAGGUAUGGCAACCAGAACGGGCCACGAAGGACCUCUCCGGCUGUUUCCGAUUCACGUCCAGCACCGAGGAUGUUUUCGGGCCUUAUUCGGUCAUCGAAGCCGUUCCGCCGGACAUGACGGUCACCGCCGACCCGGAGUGGAGUCAGGACGACGCCGACGACCGACCCCCCGACGAGCCGCAAGCGGGCGCUUCUCACCCGGAACCGUGCUACGUGUCGUCGGACGAUGUGGACAAGCUCGAGGAUAAGCGAGUCCUCUCGGAACUGGGCGGGAUCGAGGAGAGCGCCGAGCCGCCCGACGAGGAGCGGGAGGGCGGAGCGAAGGACGGCGAGUCGACGGACGAGUACGCGGACAUCGACGAUUCGCUGUGCCUACAAGCGGAAGACCGGCGGGCGGAGCGCGUCUCGUCGGAGGACUACGUCGAGAUCGGCGACGACGUCGAAGAGGAAGAAACGGAAAAGAAACCCGUCAGAGGGAAAACGGCGAAAGAGAGAACGGCCAAACGAGAGCAGGCGUUCCUCAGCAGCCGGCGGGCGAGCUGCCAGCCUCGCCUCAGGUUGUGCAACAUCACGGUGCCGACGGAGCUGGAUGCGGGCCGCACCCCGGAGAUGACCAACAGGGUGGUGUUCGCCCACACCACCGAGGCCUUCGAAGAAGACAUCGAGGAACUGGACUGCCACAUCGUGCCUUUCGACGAGGACACGGACUCGGAGGACGAGGAGCACAUAUACGAGGAGGCGGGAUUCGACUCCGAAGGGGAGAACUUUGUGACGGUUGAUCGGAAGAGUAUCGUCACGCGGUCGCGCUCUUAUUCGGGGAAGAUUUCGGGUUUUGUCCCAGAAACCGUACCGGAGGAGACCGGGACGGAGACCGGGACGGAGUACCCGACUCACGACUACUGCACAGUGGCCUUAGAUGAAAACAAGGAACCGCUCGGCCACUCACAGCCACCUGGGGUCAAAAGUUUGAUCCCGUCGAUGAAGUCUCAACGUUUCUUGUUUUAUUCUCGAUCCGCAGAGGGUCCAGAACUGACCUUGACCUCUCCCACAGACAUCAACCACUCUCGGAAGGAUGACAUCAGGAUGAAGAGGAAAGAUGAUACCCUUUCUCUUCCGUGCGUCAUAACCUCUUCUGGAAGCUUCUCCCAGCGUAGCCUUCAAUCAUCCAGUGGCGUUUCCACACCGACCUCUCUCGUGGACAUCCCGCCGCCCUUUCAGCUGGCGUACAUCGCUAAAAGGCCAGUCGCCAAGAGCUCCCCAUCCCUCUUGAUCCACUAUGAACCCAGCGAAACGCCGAAGAAGAAGUCGUCCUUCAAGCGCUUCCUGGCGCUCAAGUUCAAGAGGAAGACGGAUCCGAAAGGUUUCGGCGACGUGAGCGUCCGCUCCUCGCGCUCGUCCUCCGAGUCCAGCCACCACGGCACAGCGAGAGUCAUAGAGCUCGACCGCAGGAGCACCGGCAGCUCUCCGCAGCUUCAGAACCGCGUUGUGAACCCCCAGCAGCGUCCUUUAGAGCCGCCGCCCCCCUCCUUCGUCCUCUACAAAGACCUCCAGAGGAAGAAAGGUGACCCCAAAACCUUCGGCGGGGGCGUCUCCAGAGUGGAGUCCUUCGAGGAGCGUUCUCGGCGCUCCGCCAUGCCGCUGCCUUUGACCAAACCCCGCUCCAUCUCCUUCCCCAGCGCCGACACCUCAGACUAUGAAAACAUCCCGGCCAUGAGCUCCGACUACGAGAACAUUCAAAUCCCAAGCAGACCCACCAGGUCCCACACCGUCACAGAGUUUUUCGAGGACCCCAAUCGCGCUACAGUCGCCUGCAAUGAGAACGAUGGCUAUGUGGAUAUGAACAGUUUCCCUGGAUUUGAAAGCAUAACCCAGACAUCAAAAGAAGACACUGAAAGCGCCUACACGGAGCCUUUCCCGAUGAACCCCGGCGGGCUGUCGGCGGACGAGGACCACGGGCGGACGUCGGAGGAGGAAGAGGGCGUGGCCGAGCCCAGUUACGACAGACAGAUUGAAGGCCGGUCCCGAGCGUUCUACGUCGUCAAAGAACUCGUCGACUCCGAGAGACUGCACGUCGGCGCCCUCCAGUACCUUCAGCAGGACUUCAGGGCCGCGGUGACGGAGGCGUCGGCGCCGGGUGGGGAAGGGGAGCCUGUGCUGGAGGAGCAGAGGUUAGGGGAGAUCCUGGGCGUGCUCCCCCAGGUCUACGCCCUCCACAGCAGCAUCCUCGCCGAGCUGGAGGAACGCAUUAGUCAGUGGGAGGAGAGCCAAAGGGUCGUGGACGUGAUCCUGUCGCGCCGGCAGGACUUCGGGGUGUUCGACACCUUCAUCUCUCAGUACGACCGCAGCAUGUCGUUACUGGAGGAGAGCUGCAGGGGGAACGCGGCCUUCGCCAACACCGUCAAGACGUUCGAGAAGAGGAGCCCGGAGGAGGCUGAAGUCCCUCUGAAACACCAGCUGCUGCAGGUUAUCGUGAGAGUGCUUCAAUAUCGAAUGCUCCUCACAGAUUACCUGAACAACCUCUCUCCUGAUUCAAAAGAAUACGAGGACACGCAAGCUGCCUUGGUGAUCGUGUCCGAGGUGGCGGACCAGGCCAACGACAAUCUGAAGCAGGGGGAGAACCUGCUGCGUCUGGUCCACAUCGAAUACAGCGUGAGGGGCAAGAGGAACCUCCUGAAGGCCGGCAGGAUGUUCGUCAAAGAAGGAACGCUCAUGAAGGUCUCGAGGAAAAGCAGGCAGCCGCGACACCUGUUUCUGAUGAACGACAUAAUGCUGUACACCUACCCUCAGCAGGAUGGUAAAUACAGGCUGAAGAACACACUGUCUCUCUCUGGGAUGAAGGUGAGCAAACCUGUUCUGGACCACGUGCUGAACUGUCUGAAGAUCGAGGUGUCCGACAUCACCAUAACCCUGUCAGCGAGCUCCGUCGGGGAGAGGGAGGACUGGUUCCACACGCUGAGCCGAGCCGUAGCCGACCACGCCGCAGGUCUCUGUACGUUUGGUGGACCCUGCAGUGAGGCCCGUGAGAAGUUGUGGAUGGCCCUGGGCGAGGCGGCCCCCGUGCUGGUGCCAGUCUCCCAUGCGAUGAUGUGCAUGAACUGCACCUCUGACUUCAGCCUCACGCUGAGACGACACCACUGCAACGCCUGCGGCAAGGUGGUGUGCCGGUCUUGUUCCAGGAACAGAUACCCACUGAAGUACCUCAAAGACAGGGUGGCCAAAGUGUGUGACCACUGCCAUGCCGAGCUCAGGAAAAGAGGUGGCAGCGUGUCGGGGGCAUGCGGUAACUCCAGCCCUCGGACUCACCGGGCCAGCCGCCCCCUCUCCGCUGUCUUCCAGAGCCUGCAGCCCCCGAGUUUGUGGAAGAGCAGGAAGAGCGUCUCCCAUCUCAACCAGGUGUCCCUUACCGUGGAGGGCUCCACCAUGAGCGGCAGCCUGCAGCGCCGGAAGAAGAGCAAGAGGAAGUGGAAGCGCCUGUGGUUCCUCCUCAAAGACAAGGUGCUCUACACCUUCACGGCCCGUGAGGACAAAGUGGCUUCAGAGAGUCUGCCUCUGCAGUGCUUCACUGUGAAGCUGACAGAGAGGCCGGAGGGAGAAGAGAGCAACGUGUUCCACCUCUACCACAAGAAGACCCUGCACUACACCUUCAGGGCCGACGACCCACACACCGCACGCAGAUGGGUCAACGCCAUGGAGGAGGCCACUGUUUUAUAGCACCCGCUCAUUAAAACGAACGCACCCUCCGGGGACUCUCGUCUGGGGAGCACAACGCAAGCUACCUGCCGCCAUGUGACCUGCCGUGUGGAGGAGUGUGUGACAAUGUCAUCACCAGAUGGAGGACAAGUGGAAAGAACUCUUGUUGGAGAACAAUAUGAAACCUCCAGCCGAGUUCACGGAGGCCUUUUUAAAGGAGAGAAACAUUUCAUUCCCAAUGUUUUCGUCUUUUUACAUGAAAAAUGUAAUAUAAAUGUCUCAAAUUGAACUCUUUAAACUACGGAAUGCUGGUGUCUUGUACCUGAGGUGCCACUGGGUUAUUUAACACACAAUCACUCUUUGGUUCUGCAGGAGAACGUUACAUCCUUGACAUUUUUUAAUAUGUGAAACAUGUGACGGCCUUUGAUGGACAUAACAUUGCAAACUAACUUUGCUUUGUGGGCAGCCAGUAAAAAAAAGAAAAGAAAAAGAAAAUAUUGGUGGUCACAGUUCCAGAUAAUUGGUAUUCUGACUUUAUAUUGUGAUAUAAACACUGCAGACAUGAAGUGAAUUUUAGGGUUUGUUUCCAAAUGAUGUUCCAUGAUGUUCAUUUUAAUCAUCACAGUGUGUGUACAUUAUAUUUGUUGUGGAGUUUUACUGCAAUGUUACUAUAUUAUAUUGAAUCUGCAAAGACCGAUCGGCAUGACUCAACUGAGGAUGAACACUUUCAAAAAGAGACUUUGCAUUUGAAUCUAUAGAUUAAAAAAAAGAUAAAAAAGAAAGUCAUACAUUUCUAAAGUGCAAUUUGCAAAUUGAUGAUGUGCCUGAAAUGAAAUUGUACACCCCUUUCUUUCAUCUUUAUAUUAUCAAAGUACUGUACUACAGUUAUGUCGCCGGAAGAGACCUUGGUAACACCAUUUUAUCUAUUUGCAUCUACUUUAAACCUCUAGUGUUUCAAACAGUUUGGUGACAGUCCAGAAACAAAAAGGAAAUACUUGUGUGCCAUUUCUGUCUGCUCUUUUCAUACUUUGUGUGUAUAUAUAAAUAUAAAUAUAUGUAUAUAUAUAUAUAUAUAUAAACUGCUGGAUAAAACACAUCACUUGGGACUUAAUGGAGAACCCAUCGUCAUGCGACAUUUAAAGUGCCAGUGUUACGUCAUCAUGUCUGGAGUUUCACUCUUCUCUCCUGUUUAGCAUAAUCCGACAUGCAGACAUGUUUCAGAAAGGUUUCAUCUCCUCCUUCCGGACCUCGGCCUGAACUACAUGUGAUCAAAACUAUUCAUUAUUUCUAAAGCACAUUAUUUCUAAAGCGGUCGAUCACGUGUCUUUUGACUUUUUUUCCUCCCUGUUUUCUUAGUGCCAUAAUGGACUGUAUACCUCUUUGCAUAUCGUGCAAUGUAAAUGUUUGUGUAUAUAGAUACAUAUAGAAAUAAACCCCUUUUAAAAAAACGUUA